AUGAAUGGUCUUUUGUUGCAUGAGAUCACAAAACUCCACAUCCAUGUCACCCCAACUGACCACUUGACCGAUGAGAUGCAGAAUAUUCUUUCUCACUUGAGAAGCCGGUUUAUAAAUACAGCUUCUUCCGCAGUUGAGUACGACCAAAUGAUUCGAGUGAACCAUUCGGGAGAGUUGGCCGCAGACCGCAUAUAUUGGGGCCAAAUGCUGGUCCUGAAGAACGAUCCCAAACACUGUCCAGUGAUCCAAGAGAUGUGGGAUCAGGAGAAACACCAUUUGCGACGAUUCGAGUCACUGGCGCUCAGACACCGGGUCUCCAGAAGUGUGUUCACUCCGCUCUGGAGUAUAGCGGGUCUGGCUUUGGGCGCCACCACUGCCCUCAUGGGUCCUCACGCGGCGAUGGCCUGCACUGUGGCCGUCGAGGAUGUCAUCUCCAAACACUACGACAACCAAUUGAGACAAUUACUCGACGAUGACUUAGAGGAACACAAAGAACUCAUCGAAACCAUCAAACAGUUCCGGGACGAAGAGCAACACCAUUACGACACCGGCAUUGAGUUUGGGGCACAAAAUGCUUUCGGUUUUAAUCUGUUAUAUAAUGUUAUAUCAAACGGAUGUCAGUUAGCCAUCAAAGUCGCCCAAAAGAUUUAA
Oppiella nova is the source of this 651-nucleotide messenger RNA. NCBI's taxonomy places the organism in Eukaryota, Metazoa, Arthropoda, Arachnida, Sarcoptiformes, Oppiidae. The record is from the annotation of a GenBank genome assembly.